AUGGCCGUGCGGCUGCUUGUUCUCCUCCCGCUCGCGGUCGCGGCCAGGGAAUCUGCGAAGGACAGGCUCGAUCGCUUUUAUGAUCGAAUGAGCCCGGCGGAGUGCGGGGUGAAUGUGGGUUGCCUGGCAAGACACGGCGACCUAGCGAAAGUCCAGGCGCUGUUGCCAGGCAACUUAUUCCAUUGUGACUCUUUGGACGAAGCUGCUGCAUUUGCCCACAAUGACAUCGUUGAGUACCUCCUAAAGAAUGCCAAAGGUUGCCAGACGGCAGACCCCCUGGAGGAGGCUGCCAGCGAUAACCAGGUGCAGACAAUGGAAGCCCUUCUUAACUUCAACGGUACGACCGACUACCAGAGCUCCUGUGGCUUCACGCCGCUGACGGGCGCUGCCCAGAAUGGCCACAUGCGGGCCGUGGAGGUCUUAUUGGAGCGCAAAGCAGCCCCUGAGUUUCAGGACAGGUACAACUUCACCGCGCUCAUGUGGGCGGCGAAGAAUGGGCACCAGAAGGUAUUCCAGUUCUUACUCCAGCAUGGAGCCACAUUGAAGAACCCCUGGGCCGUGGAUCCUAGGACCAACUUACCCAUCUGGGCUCAGAUUGAGGACAAGGGCAUGCGGGAAUGGUGGGAAUCGCGGAUGACGGUCUCCCGGCUCCUGCGCAAAGUCUCUAUGAGCAGAGAGACCUAUUAUGCCCUGAUCGCCGGAGUGCUGCUGGCGCUUGUUCUGGUCGUGGUCCAACAUUGGCUGGAGGGCGUGCGCAUGUGUUCUUCCUACCCGGAGACAUCUUCCCUCGGGCCAGGCACACUAACCCUGAAGGAGGAGCAUCUGCAGGAGACUCAUGUAUGCGGGGAGGGCCUUUGUGAGGACCAGGAGCCCUUCCGUGCAGGUGCUUACCUCCUUGCGGCCAGGGCAGCCAUGCCUUCCGUGAAGGGCUUGGCACUCAGAUUGUUGCGAAUCGCAGAAGCCUUUGCAAACGUUGUGGCAGUCUUUGGCUAUGGCAUGGUGCGGGUGGGGUGGGUCUACUGGCUCCCAGCGGUGGUACUUUCCUUCCUCUUGCCGGCUAUGUAUCACCUGCCGUUCGCUGUGCUGCUGCGACAGCCGGCUUUGGUGAUUGCUGCCCACAGCCCUGUCACAGCACUUGUCGCACUCGUCCGCAUCAUGGUCUUGGGAGGGCUUGUGUUGUUUGAAGAUGACACCAGCCCUGCUCUAAAGCAGAUCAACGCCAGGUUGAAAUCAGACUGGGCUGAGCAGAUGUUGCUGGAAGAGAAUCCGAUUGAUGGGCUGCCCCUUCCACAUGUGACCAUGAGGGACCUGAUCCAGAAGAGUGCACCCCUGGCUGCCUGUUUUGUGGUUGCUUAUGUGUUGGCUCUCCUGAUCUACCUCGCCACUCAACAGCAGCAGGCAGCCGCAGUAGAAGACUUCAUCAAGAAAAUUGAAGACAAGGUCCCACAGCUCUUAAACUUCCACCCGGAAGAAACGGCUGAAGAAGAAAAAGGCGGUUGGCCUGAAGACGUGAAACCUGAAGUGGCCUGCCGAUGUAGCAUGAGCUGCCUCAACGUGAAAAUCUUUCUCUAUCUCCUCGACAUUGUUCUCGACUUCGUCACCGUUGUCUCACUCCUGGCUUCGGACAACUUCAUCUUUGCCUUCGUUCUGACGGCAAUUAUCUUCCGAACCUUCUUCCAGGAGCUGUGCUAUGGCAGUCCAUGCAGCAUCUGCGAGUCCUUUCGCCGAAGCACGGAGAGGGGCAUCAUGCACAAGGUCUUGCUCAAGGUCUUGAACGAGGAGAAGUCCUUCGAGGGCGUCCUGAGCCUGGCCCUGACCUCCUACUCCUACUACUUCUGCAUCUUGUCGCCUCUUCAGGGUGUAAGUCAGGCGCUGAGCAUCGCCCUCAGUGCCUAUGGUGUGGGGGAGAUCGUCUAUGAGCAGAUCGACCUGAGCCUCAUGAAGCUGAGCACGUUGCGCAACAUCCAGGAAGACACUGACCCGGAGGAGUCUGAGACCUCCAUGUGGGGACACGAGUCGGAGCAGUGA
Molecule: messenger RNA, 2028 nt
Organism: Symbiodinium natans
Lineage: Eukaryota; Dinophyceae; Suessiales; Symbiodiniaceae
Source: the annotation of a GenBank genome assembly